CUUCCAAAGUCAUACAAGGAAGCAAGCAACAACCAUGCGGCACAGGAAAAAGUCCUCUGUUCUGAUAAACAAAGAAAAAUGAAGUUAAUUGAGGCAGACAUGGUGUGUGCUCUUAAGUGUCACAUAUAUCCAAAAAUGAGAAAUGAUGAAUGGAAAAGCUUCCUCAUGAACAUAGAUGCGAACUUCCAACAUCCAAGAGUGGACCAACACUCUGAAAGCUUCACAGAUGUCUUUUUGUUAUUGCAAAUGUUUGCUGUAGUAAGCCUUGGAAACUAUGAAAAAUUACUUGAAGCUGUAAAAAACAUUGACGUGAGGGCCAAAGAUAUUAUUGUCAAAGCCACGAAAGAAAUUAAAGCGAUACAAGACAGUAUACCAGGAACAGUAGCAACCCGUGAGGAGUUGAAAGGUCAACUGACCGACAUGCACAAGAAGAAUGAGGAUUUGGAACGACAAAUGGCAAAUGUACUGAAGACAAGGACGCAGGAGGACGUUUACAAUUUGUUCGAUCGAGCUUUGAGCCUGAUUGUAAAAACAAGGAUUUAGUGACAUUGGAGAACAUCAAAUAUCGUCAAAACAUUUUUAUCCUAGUAAUAGGAAAGAAGAGCUGAUGUUAUUUUUCCUCUGAGUAAAACAGAUAUUAAUCUAUCUCAAAUUUAUCUAAAAUAACACAUAAUGUUUGGAUUAGCGUUUCUUCCCUGUAACUGCAGUCGCAACAGUCAAUACGACUGGUAGCCAGUGAUUACCUCUAUUAAAGAUUUCAGUUUAACUUACGGUUUUGAGCAGUUGUUUGAGAUUUUAUUUUUGGUUUAACUAUCACCUAUAGUCGUGAUACAUUAUACUUGUGUUUGUACUAAAUAAGAAAUACAAAGUAAAGCAAUCACGUUAGAAGCGUAUAAAACAUUUUGAUUCAUAUGAAUAAAUAAAAAAAGUCUUUUAUUUGCACCUUUAAAACGUUGACAUAAUCAUAAACCAAGCUCUUGGCAUUUGCGUUUGAGAUAAACUAAAGACAUUUAUACUAUAAAGUGGUUCUAAUCGAAAUUUGUGACAUUCUUCAAUCAAUAUGACGAUGAACCUACUGUAAUGUGUGAUAUUUCACAGAAAAUGCCAAACUACAAUUCUGGCAUAUAGUACAACAACACAGAAUGCCUCAUUAAUCAUUUUGCAAUCGGAAUACUAAAGCACAGAUAAGGCUCCUAGACACUUAAUCAUUUACUAAGUAUCUACAAUUCAAUAGAAAAUAUGUUUAGUUUCAAAUGGGUGUUUUUUGUUAAAUUUUAAAUGAUCGAGUCAUUUUGAAGUAGGUUAUAAUGUCAUUUAAUGUGUUUUGUGUAAAUAAUUAUAAUUCUCACACAGUGCAAGUAUAUUACUUUAUUUGUGAUUAUUGAUUUAUAUUUUUAGGAAACAUGAACCACCGUGUACAUAGACUGAUUUUAUAUUUUGAUUAGUAUUUGGUGUUAAUCUGUUACAUGAAUUUAAGAAUCCACCAACCCUACCAUAAUUUUUCAGGAUCUGACCCUUGACUCCAGACUGUUUCACUGUUCCCCCUAACCCCCCAACAGUUACCUAGUCAACAGAAGUACGUACUCUAGUCAGCCUGUACUACAGUUAUAUCCUGAACAGAAUUGAGGGGAGGUGACCGUAUACACAAACAACAACAGUGCAGUGGGAUAGGGCGGUAAUGUUUAAACCAUUACAAAUGUCUUGAUGAAGCAUGCAGUAUGCCUACAUCACCGACAGACGACAUGCAUUGCAUUGUCAUCAGGUGUCUAGAUCAAAGGCCAAAUGUGUGCCAUCUUUUCAGUCAAACUUAUUCAGGUCCGUCACUUUUGAACUCACCUGACCGAAGGGCAAGUCCGUCGUCCGUCAAUUUUUCCUUUAAAACGCUACUUGUCCUGAACAGCUUAGUGGAUAUUAACUAAAUUUAGUCUGUAACAUCCUUGGGCUAAAGGCCCUCAAUUUUGUCUAAACGUAGGGAAUGUCCCCCUGGAGGCAGAGAAGUGGAGUCUAA
Messenger RNA from Mizuhopecten yessoensis (Yesso scallop), 2008 nucleotides. RefSeq lists its product as uncharacterized. The transcript has 3 exons. The record is from RefSeq and is a predicted model, not a curated record. Bases 79 to 543 code for a protein of 154 amino acids. Lineage: Eukaryota; Metazoa; Mollusca; Bivalvia; Pectinida; Pectinidae.